GAGCUCGGGCUGCCCCGGCACCCUGCUGCCCCGGCCUGGGCCUGCUGCCGGCAGCGCUGGUCCUCCCUGGGGACCCUCUCUGGUCCCCACGUGUCCAGCCAGGCUGCUGGGGCCAGACAGUCGGGGCUGGGGCCCGGGGCUGGAGGCCAGUGCCUGGCGGGCCGGGACCCCACCUCAGCACGUGAAGGAUCUCUGAGGGGGGGGAGGGUUUUCUGCUGGGCCACCACUUCCGCUGGCUUUUGCAGAAGUGGUUUCUAGAGAUUCCACCCACCGAGGCUCGGUCUGCUGUCGGCAGGGCGGGCCUGCCGGGCGGCCGUGGAGGGAGGGCUGGCCUUUCACCUUCAGAGUACUGGAGAGUUCAAGUGGGGGUGGCAGGCUCCCUGAGUGCCCUCCCUUCAGGGACAGGCCGCUGGGGCCCAGAGUGUCCAGACAGCUGGCAGGCCGUUCCCGACUCCGAGGGGCCUUCCCGGCAGGACCGACAGGACCCAGCGUGCGCUGGACAGCCGGUGCCCCGCCCCCCGCCCCUGGAACCCGCGAACAUGCCAGGCAACUGCAUCACGCUGCCGGCCAACAGCACUGGCACUGCGCCCUGCCCCCUGCAGUUCGAGGAGAGCAGGCUGUGCCUGGUGGUGGUCUACAGCGUCGUGUGCGCGCUGGGGCUGCCGGCCAACUGCCUGACGGCCGUGCUGACGCUGCUGCAGGCGCUGCAGGGCAGCGUGCUGGCCAUCUACCUGUUCUGCCUGGCCCUCUGCGAGCUGCUCUACACCAGCACCCUGCCGCUCUGGGUGGUCUACGUGCAGAAUGGGCACCGCUGGGCCCUGGGGUGCGGCGCCUGCCGGGCGACUGCCUACAUCUUCUUCUGCAACCUGUACGUCAGCAUCCUCUUCCUGUGCUGCAUCUCCUGCGACCGCUACGUGGCCGUGGCCUACGCACUGGAGAGCCGCGGCCGCCGCCGCCAGCGGACCGCCGUGCUGGUGUCCGCCUCCGUCUUCCUGCUCGUGGGGCUGGCUCACUACCCGGUGUUCACCAUGGAGCUCCAGGAGCACAGCUGCUUCGAGGUCUCGCCCAUGGACGGCACGGUCGCCAGCUACUUCUACUCGAGGUUCGCCGUGGGGUUCGCCCUGCCGCUGGCCGUCAUCGCCUUCACCAACCACCGCAUCUUCAGGGGCAUCAAGCGGAGCGCCGGCCUGGGCGCCGCCCAGAAGGCCCGGGUGAGGCGCACGGUCACCGCGGUCGUGGUCAUCUUCCUGGCCUGCUUCGCUCCCUACCACCUGGUGCUGCUCAUCAAGGCUGCCGCCUUCUCCUACCACGGGGCCGCGGGUGGCACCACGGACACCUUGGAGUGCCAGCUGUACACGCCCACCGUGGUGUGCCUGUGCCUGGCCACGGUGAACAGCGUGGCCGACCCCAUCAUCUACGUGCUGGCCACAGACAGCUCUCGGCAGGAGGUGUCCAGAAUCUGCAGCAGGUGGCAGAAGUGGUCCACCAGGAUGGAGGUCACCAAGAGCUCGUGGUCGAAGGACUCGGAGGAGGCACGGUCGCCCACGUUGCUUGCGGACAGCUGCCCGUUCCCCAGGCCUCUCCAGCCCCCUGGGUCGCAGCCGGGCGCCCCGGAGCGGCUGGGCGAGGAGUCCUGCUGAGCCCCGUGUCCCGUGGGGCGGGCGGGCCGGCAGGGGAGCCCGGGGCCCGCUGCGUGGCCGCCCCGCCCGUGAGCCCACCAGCCAGCGUCGUGGCCCUGACGGUGAAGCUCCCGCUGCCCGGAGCCUCUGAGUCC
Molecule: messenger RNA, 1774 nt
Organism: Phyllostomus hastatus (greater spear-nosed bat)
Lineage: Eukaryota; Metazoa; Chordata; Mammalia; Chiroptera; Phyllostomidae
Gene: GPR132
Product: G protein-coupled receptor 132
Exons: 3
Coding region: 540-1640 (366 amino acids)
Biological process (GO): G1/S transition of mitotic cell cycle; negative regulation of G2/M transition of mitotic cell cycle; G protein-coupled receptor signaling pathway
Cellular component (GO): membrane
Molecular function (GO): G protein-coupled receptor activity
Source: RefSeq, a predicted model, not a curated record